AAUAGGGAGUAAAUAUUUUGAAUUGAUCUGCCGCUCAUGCGCAGUUAUCGUUCUUUCUCGAAAAGUAACGUGCUUGACGCCAUUAUCGUAGUACCUCGAAGGUAACGUGAUUUCAACAAACUAUUCAAGUUUUUCAGCGGCAAACUCAAUAAAAAUUAGUUCCGAGAUGGAGAAAAUGAUCACACGUAGAAUGCAGGCAGUGAACAAUACAGCAGACAUACCAGCAGACAUGGUGGUGGUGGAAGAAGAAUCUGCUGCUACAGAAGAUGGAUCAAUGGAGCCUGCUCAGAAAAGAUUCAAGAGUGAAAAUGUCUCAGAAAGAAAUGUUGAACAGUCAUCAGUCAAGCAAAUUCUGUUCAACAUUAACCAAGCCAUUUGCCUACGCCUUGACAACAUUGAAAGCAAGUUGGAAGUCUUGAACAAUCGAAGCAAAGAGAUGGAAGGAAAGAUAGAUCAAAUAACUUUACUUACUGCUGGCCUGGGGAGUGUACCAAGCUCUACACCUAUUAAAAAAACAGUCAAUCAUGUUGCUACCAGUGGAGGCUCCAUGAAGAGAGGGGGAGCAGUUAUUGUUGGCCUUCCACAGGAGAAAGCAUCCAAAGGGAAUGAAUCUGAAAAUGAUGAUUCUGACUGCCAAUCAGAGGUGAUGACCACACCCACACUGUCCCAGGAGCACUCGCAACAACAAUCGUCAUCUCUUACUAACCUUGGCCCUAAUGUCACUUUGAUCACACUCAAUACUGAAGAGGAUUUUCCAACUGGGUCAUGGCUAGGAGAUGAGCAUAAUCCAGAGAUGAGAGUUAGGGUUCCCAUAACACCCAGUGACAUGAUCCACAUUCAUUCAAACUGUCGCACAGCUGAAAAGAUGGCUCUGACCAUGUUGGACUAUUUAUUUGAUCGUGAUAUCCAGGCAUGUUCCAACCUCAGCGGAAUGGGCAAGUAUGGCAAGAAACAGCUGGAUCCACUCAUGAUUUAUGGCAUAAGGUGCCACUUGAUCCACAAGUUUGCAAUAACAGAAUCAGACUGGCAUAGAAUAAAGCUGAAUAUGGAUUCCAAGUGCCGCACUGCAUUUCGUCGCAAACAGAAGGGUCUCCCCCUAACAGUGAAGGCAUUCCGGGGUAAAGCACCACCUGCAUAUAUUUCAAUGGAAGAAGCUGGUGAGAUUUCACCCAACAAUCAAGAUGGUCUACAGCAGCUGCAAGAUGGUGCCAGUGUACAUCUGAAUCAGCCCUCUGAAGCAGAUCUCCAGCAGGCCAUAGCAAAUGCCUUCCAAAGGGGACAAGCAGGGGAAAUGAUUCAACAGGGUGAGAUACAAGUACUCCAUGCAACACCAGAGCAGAUCAAUCAGCUACAACAAGGACACCAUAUACAAAUCCUGCAAGAUGGACAGAUAAUUCAGGGGUUAAGGUCAGAAGAGGGAGAACAAGUGGCUGUUCCAAUGGGCCAGGAAGAUGGGGAGGGAAUGACAGCAGAGUCUGGGGAAGAGCUUAGAAUUGAUCAUCAAGAAGACCAGCAUGAUCAUGUUGGUAGAGAAGAAGAGGAUGAUUCAGAAGAUCAACCUCAGGAUGACCUCACCCAAGAUGAAGGAAAUCUUGUUGUCACAACAGAAGGUGAACUCCUCCGCAUAGAGAGGGCGUCACCAUAGCAACGCUCUAAAUAGUAUUCAUCUUAGUUGCACACACAGAAAUUACAAUGUGACAAGAUGAUUUGAACCUGAGUUUAUCAUCUGUUCCAAACUUUCAAGAUUUCAACUAUCUCUGACCGUGAAAACUUCCUAGAAGUGGAACCUUUUCGUAUUAAUGUAGUGAUAGUGGAUGAUAUGAAAAUUGAUAACAGAAUCACCCCAACCGAAUAACUUCUGCAGUUGGGAUAUGAAAAUUUCCCCAUGAGGAGAAUCAUCGAGAAAAUAGAAAAUAUCUAUUCAUUUUGAGAUUUCAGAAGUAUUUUACUCUUUACUCAUAUCAAAAUUUUAUAGUAGAUCACAGAUAUCAUGGAGUCUACUUCGGUUAAUUCAAAAUUGCCAUUUUAAUUCAGGGGUUUGUGUUAAUUUCAAGAUACAUCUCCGGUAUGUCAAUGUGUGAUGAUUAACGUCAAAGAUUUUGCUCAUCAGGUUUGCAACUCCAAUGGAGUUACCAUUUUUAGUUAAAAUUAUUGUAUAUCCAAAAGGAAUGAUGAAAUUGUAUAUAUUUAUAAAUCGUGUUUGUAAAUAUGAACAAAUGAGACCAAGUAGUAUUUAACUUAAUAUAAAUAAAUGAAAUGUCUUAUUGAUGAUGGAGCAGCAGAGGCCAUUGUCUGAUUGUUGUGUAUAUGAAAUGCAGACAAAAGAAGUGUACAAAAAUGUUAAAAUACUAUCAAUGAAUUGUGAUACUAUAUAUAAUAAAGUCAUACAUAUGUUUAUGUAUGUGCACUUAUAUCGUGAAUAUAUGAAAUUGAAUAUGCUA
Owenia fusiformis is the source of this 2441-nucleotide messenger RNA. The record is from the annotation of a GenBank genome assembly. NCBI's taxonomy places the organism in Eukaryota, Metazoa, Annelida, Polychaeta, Sabellida, Oweniidae.